UUCAGCAACAUAACUCUAUCCGGACGGGACUAUUCCUUUAAUAAUGACGGUUAUCUGGCCAAUCCGCUCCUGGAUGUGAUCUCCUACACCGCAGGAAGAGGCUGGGAGGAGGUAGGUUGGUGGGAGAACGGAGUGCUGCGCUUGCGUUACCCGCCAUGGUCUCGAUACGGGCCGUUUCUCAAACCCCUGGAUGAUUCACAACACUUGCGUGUGGUUACUCUGGAGGAGAGGCCGUUUGUCAUCGUGGAACCCGCUGAUCCUGGAACAGGCUCCUGCAUCAGAGACUCAGUGCCGUGCCGACUGCCGCUCAACAACAGCAUGGUUGUUGAGGGCAUUCAAUCCAUGAAGCACUGCUGCAAAGGCUUCUGUAUUGAUGUUCUCAAGCGCCUGGCUAAAAUAGUGGGCUUCACCUAUGACCUCUAUCUGGUGACCAAUGGCAGGCAUGGAAAGAACAUAGAUGGACAGUGGAAUGGAAUGGUCGGGGAGGUGGUGUCGAAGCGGGCCGACAUGGCGAUCGGCUCCCUGACUAUUAAUGAAGAGAGGUCAGAGGUUGUGGAGUUCUCUGUCCCGUUUGUGGAGACGGGCAUCAGUGUCAUGGUUUCUCGCAGCAACGGCACUGUGUCGCCAUCUGCUUUCCUCGAGCCGUACAGUCCAGCUGUGUGGGUGAUGAUGUUCGUCAUGUGCUUGUCUGUGGUCGCUGUAACCGUCUUCAUAUUCGAGUUCUUCAGCCCUGUCGGAUAUAACCGAAGCCUACAGAGCGGCAAGACGGCUGGAGGUUCAAAGUUCACUAUAGGGAAGUCUAUUUGGCUGCUGUGGGCUCUGGUGUUUAAUAACUCCGUUCCGGUGGAGAACCCGAGAGGCACUACCAGUAAGAUAAUGGUGCUGGUCUGGGCUUUCUUUGCUGUCAUCUUUCUGGCCAGCUACACUGCUAACCUGGCAGCUUUCAUGAUCCAAGAGGAGUACAUCGACACCGUGUCAGGACUCAGCGAUAAGAAGUUUCAGCAUCCCACUGAACAGUAUCCUCCCUUGCGCUUCGGCACCGUCCCAAAUGGCAGUACAGAGGAGAAUAUACGCAGCAAUUACCCCAACAUGCAUCAGUACAUGGUGCGGAACAACCAGAGAGGAGUGGAAGAUGCCAUCGAAAACCUUAAAACCGGCAAACUGGAUGCAUUCAUAUAUGAUGCAGCUGUCCUGAACUACAUGGCUCGUAAAGAUGAGGGCUGUAAAGUAAUGACCAUCGGCUCUGGAAAAGUGUUUGCUACUACAGGAUAUGGAGUUGCCUUACACAAGAACUCCCGCUGGAAGCGUCCACUCGACCUCGCGCUCCUGCAGCUAGUUGGAGAUGAUGAGAUCGACAUGCUUGAACGACUCUGGCUGUCCGGGAUCUGCCAUAAUGAUAAGAUCGAGGUGAUGAGUUCCAAGUUGGACAUAGACAACAUGGCCGGAGUUUUCUACAUGCUUUUGGUUGCCAUGGGCUUGAGUCUGCUGGUGUUUGCAUGGGAGCAUCUUGUCUAUUGGAAGCUCCGCCACUGUUUAGGCCGCACUAGAGGACUUGACUUCUUACUGGCUUUUAGUCGGGGAAUGUACAGCUGCUGCAAUUUUGAGGAUGAAACAGCUCCUGGAGGUUCCCAAUGCACACUUCCUCAAUACCAUCACGUCUCCACAGUUCCUCCUCCUCCACCGCCUCAUGUGAUCUCAACGGCUGUGGGCAAUCCCCCUAUUGCUAUGGCACAACAACAGCCACAGCAGCAACAAAAGCAACACCACCAGCAGCCACCAGUCUACAGUGCUCUUCUUCCUGGCUCCCCUCCAUCAGGUGGACAUUCUGCAAUGGCUUUAGGGCCAUCAAACAGUCCCAUUCUCGGGGCACCCAUGCCUUGCUCUACAUUCCUACCACGUCAUGAUCGUCGAUUAGCUGUGGUGGAUCGGUGGACACGUCCAAAGGUGGGCUCUGAGAAGCCGAGUGGUGGGAUUACAGAUUUAACCCCAUUCCAAGGCAUGCCCCCUCAUUGGGGUGCAGGAAUAACUGGAGGGGAGGGAGGUCUGGAUGAGUACAAGAGAUACUAUGGCCCAAUCGAUCCAGAGGGCUUAGGGGUCUCUGUAGAGCCUCAAAAUUUGAGUACUCAAACUCCAAAAACUAAGCAUCGUGGUACAAAAUCUUCUGGAAACCCACGAUUACCCCCUAAAGGUCAAACAUCUGGACAUACAAUUAACCCUGCAUUACAACAUCCCUCUCCACCUCAGCAGUCUGUCUGGAGGAGAAGUAGUCUAUCAAAAAGGAAGGGCUCAGGGGGACCACUGUAUGAAAAUAUCCUUCCACUUGGAAGGAGAGGUGGCGGCAGGUAUGGAAUAAGGGAUGGUGGUGGGAGAAGAGGUCGUCGUCCUCCUCCCCUUCCACUGCCUAUACCUGUGCCCCUCUCAUCACCAACACAAACUCCACCCACACCUUCUCCAUCCAUAUGUUACACCUCCACUUCUUCUAGCAGCUCUAGCUCCUCCAGUUCAUCCUCCUCUUCAGAAUCAAUCUCUAGAUCUAAUUCUCCCUCCUCUUCAUCAUCAUACACAUCAUCCCAGAGCUUCAGAUACCGGGCAGAUGUACGAGACAUAUAUGAGGACUAUGACACCGAUGAGCUUACAGAAGAGUCAAGCUUGCUUUUGGGGAGGAGAAAAAGUCGUUCACGUAUGUCCUCUCGUUCACUGCCCAGCAGUCCUCCACCACCACCUAUACCACCCCGAAAGCCUUGUGCACAGCGGCCGCAAGUGAGAGACAGAGCAGGCAGCCAGCUUGCACAGCUUCAAGAGUGGUGGGCAUCUUGGGGUGAGAAAGAAAAAGGUAGAAGGGCAGCUGGAGAUAGAGAAGUUAAGGAGGAGAAACGGCAUCACAAAGAAAGGGAAAGAGAGAGAAAGAGGAGGAAGAAGGGUAGAAAGAAAAAGAAGCGAGAAGACCGUGAAAGAGAAAGGGAACGUAAAAGACGUAAAGUGAAAAAGAAAAAGAAAAAAGAAGAGAAGGCCAGGAAAAGAGAGAGGGAAAAGCGAUCUGAGCAAGAAGAGGUAGAUAUGGACAGAAAAGAUGUGUUCGAAAAAGGAAUAGGACAGGAAUACUCUUCUUAUCCUGCACCAAGGCGAAGCUCUUUCAGAAAAAAGAGUGAAAGCUCUACAAGGAGUUACGAAUGGGAUAGAGAUGCUGUUAAGAGAGACAGGGAUGAUCAAGGAGGAGAUGAUGAAGAAGGCAGUAGGGGAAAGGAAAGGCAUCAAAGAAGCCCAAAAUCGCAUCGCCAUUCCAGACCAAGGUCCAAUAACAAGCAUUUUUCCACUUCAAACAAACCUCCUUCGACCGUUAAAUUUUGGGGUAGUGGGAACCCAACUUCUGAGUCGCCAUCGUCCUUUGUGCCCCUGCUUCCCAUUGCCUCUAAAAGACGAAAAUCUGUGGGACCUGAGAGAGAUGAGCGAGGUAGAGGUGGAGAGAGUCGGCCUCUUUUAGGAAAAAAUGGUAGAGGUAAGCCUUGCUCAAGAGAAGGCCUGUCAUUUCACGAAUGGGAUUCUGAGGAAGAAGAGGAAGAGUCUGAAAUGGAAAGAAAUAGGGCAGAAGAACAGGGGAGAAGACGGGAAAGUAGAGGAAUGGACUCAGAGUCUGAAAGGGACAGAGAAAAAACUGUUGAGAUAUACACAGAUGAUGAAGGUUCUUCAGGAGAGUUUGGUAAGUUUGAGAGAUACUGGGAGGGUCACGAAGGAAGGGCAGUUGGUGGCAUUGGAGGGGGAGGAUGGUUUUUUGGCACCUACCCUGCCAGAGAAAGAGGAGGUAGCAUAAACAGUAGAGAUGAUUCUUUUUUGGGAUGGGGUGGAGGAGAAAGUAGUUUGGGGUUUGGUACAGGAACAGGAUGGGGAUCAGGAGGCUUAGGAUCAAACCAAUGGCCCCAAACUCCAUUGACUCCUCCACCUCCACGGAGAUACUGGUCUGUAGAUAAAUUACCAGUCAAGACUGAAAAGAAAUCUAAGAGCAGGUCUCAAGAGAAGAGUCGAGGCCACACAUCCUGUUCCUGCCAGUCCCCCCAUCACUCUGCCAGCGCUCACUCUAAAUGGAAUCGGGUCACUUCUAGGAGUCAGGAGGAGCUCCUCCCCCACUGCCACAGUUUCAGCAGCAGCGUAAGGCCUAAACGGCAAUCAUCUAAACAGGACCGGGCUCAAAGCCAGGCAAAAUCUGGAAGCCAGUCCAACCUCAGUGCACAACGACCCCAACGCGCAGACCGGUCCAGACAACCGCCCUCCCCUCCUCAAAGCCUACCGCCAUCUUUACCCUCUCCAAUGGUUCCUGCACUCCCAGCACCACCCUCUUCCUCUCAUCAUAUACACGCACCUCCACCUACCUCCUCCUCCUCAGUUUCCUCCCCUUCCGUUGUCUCAUCUACACCUGGUGCACCACAGCCCUCCUCAUUGUCCUCCUCUAGUGCUAAGCUCCAAUACCAGAAACUGCGAUCAGUUCCCCAACCCCAAAGGUAUCAAUCCCCACAUCUUCCCCUUAAAACCAAGAACAUGUGCUCACGUCGAGGCUCUGCUCACUUCUCUAGUGUUGAGAGUGAGGUCUGAGGAACAUAAUUAAAUGAAGAACAUCAGCAAGCAGCCCCUAAGGGCAAUCGAGUCACCUGCUCACACCACAAACUGUUAACUGUUCAAAGCAGUCGAGUUGGGUUGUUUUUGUUGGCACCCUUCUCUUGCACAAAGCUCUAAUGCUCCUAAGAGACAAACCUGGAUUGGGAUGUGACUGAAAUUGUAGCCCUUUCUCUUUACUUGUGUAAGAAUGGAAUACUGCCAUGCUGACUAAUCUUGUCAAUGUUAGAGAGGCUGUUCAUAAGGGAUUGGCUUUGCUUCUCUUACGUCUUGGGGGAUUUAAGGUGGAGCUCCGAUAAUGGGGGUAAAUGUGAUUUUCUGUGGAAUGAUUUUCUGCUUGAUGGCUCAGGAAUGAUUUUCAGAGGGGAGAUUCUGAGGUUAAAAUACAAAGCCCUAAUGCCCCACAACCACCUUUUUUCUCCCUCACUUGCUCUCAGAGCUCUGAAUCAUGUAGUUGUUGUGUAUAUUUGUUCAAAUAUCUCAAGGGAAGCAUUCACAAAGGAAAGUAGCAAUCCAUUUUUUUUUUCUCAGUGCAUUUUUCUUGACCUCCACCUUCUGCAAACUGACAUAUAGCAUUCUGUGUGUUGUUGUCAGUGUUUGUAUUCCUAGCAACAGGGUAAGUUAGCCAUGACUGAUCUCAUAUUGGCUUACUGAAGCUGAAUGCCAAACUCACGUGGAGCUGAUGUACAGUCUUUUUCUGUUGAAAUCAUUUCACUGGUAUUCAUGUCUCAUUCUAGUCCCUUGAGCAAUACAUAAUUAACUACAAACAGCAUUCAAUACAUAUAUUUUAUAUUUAAAAGUUAUUUUAUUAUAUAUAAUAUAUAUGUUUUGUGAUUUGGUUCCAAACGGUUGUGUUAUUAAAAGAAUAUAAGCACUGUGCUGUAUUACCGUAGGGCACAUGCAAUGUUACAACUACCUAUAAUCAGUGGAAGCCCUUUCCUUCUCGACUGAAUGUACAUGUUGCCAUGAGAACACAGUGUGCUGCAACCAAGACACUUUUAAAAUCGUAGCUUUCUUGGGGGAGACCUUCUCAUCGGAGCCGGUUAGAUUAGCUUUGGACGCUGAUGUUGUGAGUGCCAGGAUGACAGGGCUAGCCAUAUUGCAGCACUGUACUUGCUAACCGAGUGUCAUCAUUCAGAUAGCGAUAACUGAAGGAGAGCACUGUUUACAGUUUAACACUGUGUUUUUACACCUUUUUUUACAAGCUGCUCUGCUCUGCCAUUUAUUAUCUUCGGACAAGAUAUUCAUACUUGCUUAGCAAGUUUUGCUUAAGCUGUAAAAGUAGCAGCAAAGAUAAACUGGUCAAAAAUAGAGUUGCAAUUUUAUGCUUUUAUUAGACAUAUCUGUUCAAUAAAAAAAUAAAUAAAUAUAGCCAGAACGAGCAUUCUGUUAACUGUGAGGAAAAGACUGAUUAGCAAACCAGUCAGGUAGAUCUUUCAUUUAAUUUUACUUUUACCAUUUGUUAAAAGCUAGCAUCUUGAAGUGAUCGCUAUAAUUGACUGUGAAUAUUGCUAAGGGCAAUGCGUGUUGGCAGCAGGUCUGAGUCAACUAUGUUGUAUUUUAUUUUGUUUAAAUAGGGUUUAAACUUUCAGUUCGCGAAGAUUUCAUUGUCUUUUUGAGUUUCUUUUGUUUUAGAGUAAUAGUCAGUUGCCCAUUUUUGUAAGUAUGCUGCUUUGACAAAGCCAAUAUAAACUUCACUGACUGGCCACUUUAUUAAGCAUUAGGUUAACGCAAAUUUCUAAUCAGCCAAUCACAUGGCAGCAAACUCAAUGCAUUUAGGCAUGUAUUCAUGGUCAAGACGAUCUGCUGCAGUUCAAACCGAGCAUCAGAAUGGGAAAGAAAGGUGAUUUAAGGGACUUUAAAUGUGGCUUA
Molecule: messenger RNA, 6477 nt
Organism: Danio aesculapii
Lineage: Eukaryota; Metazoa; Chordata; Actinopteri; Cypriniformes; Danionidae
Gene: grin2da
Product: glutamate receptor, ionotropic, N-methyl D-aspartate 2D, a
Exons: 10
Coding region: 319-4584 (1421 amino acids)
Biological process (GO): long-term synaptic potentiation; synaptic transmission, glutamatergic; monoatomic ion transport
Cellular component (GO): postsynaptic membrane; plasma membrane; NMDA selective glutamate receptor complex
Molecular function (GO): NMDA glutamate receptor activity; transmitter-gated monoatomic ion channel activity involved in regulation of postsynaptic membrane potential
Source: RefSeq, a predicted model, not a curated record